Molecule: messenger RNA, 1782 nt
Organism: Penicillium alfredii
Lineage: Eukaryota; Fungi; Ascomycota; Eurotiomycetes; Eurotiales; Aspergillaceae
Product: WD40 repeat domain-containing protein
Exons: 4
Coding region: 1-1782 (593 amino acids)
Biological process (GO): regulation of transcription by RNA polymerase II
Cellular component (GO): Set3 complex
Molecular function (GO): protein binding; transcription corepressor activity
Source: RefSeq, a predicted model, not a curated record
AUGGCACACCCUGACCUCACAUCGCAUCAUGUCAACUACUUAAUAUGGCGGUACCUUCAAGAGUCAGGUCAUGCCGACGCCGCGGUGUCACUGCAGCGCGCUUGGUUUCCUGAUCCACAGAAUCUUCCCUUUGCGCCGUACAUCAGAACCCAUGCGCUGGUGUCGCUGGUUCAAAAGGGUCUCCAGUACCACGAACUGGAAUCAUCCAUUGACAAGGUACGAGGGCAAUGCCAUCGACAUUCCCCCGUCGCAAUAUUUUUCGGGCCCGAGCCAUUUGAAACGGGGUUCCUGAAAACGCACGAUGCGGCUGGCACAGACCAACCCAGCUCGCCAAGCAAAGUUGCGCGCGACCGCGUGACAAACGGUCACCCAGAGGCUCUCACUGUCAAAAGAUCUCGGAAAAGCGAGACCAAUGGCGAUGAGUCGAUGGAACUGGAUGAGGCCCGGAGCAAAGGCACCCCGGAGCCAUUGGAUGGUGACGGCGACGUGAGCAUGGGGGCCGAGGAGCCCGAACCCACUUUUACAUUGACGACCGGCAGUAGCGUCGGCGUUCAGAUCACCCCCGCCAAGGCAGCCGAUCUGGCGCCCGACACCGCCUGCCUAGAUAUCGGGGCCCACGUGACCCAGACGAUGUGGCGCCCGCGCGAUCCCACGGUGGUCGUGGCAGCUGGCGAUACCUUUUGCAGCUUGUGGAAGCUCUCAUUGUCCUCGACGCCCGUCCAAAAGAAGUUGGUGGAUUUGAAGGGCUCCAAUUCCUGCGUGUCGGCUGUCGCAUGGGAUACCGCCGGCGAGAAGUUGGCUGUGGCGACCUAUAGUGACUUAAGAGGCACAAUUACCAUGUACAAUGUCAACGGUGACGCCGUUGAUCUCUUGCCGGAGGUACCUCGAUUGAUCACCGGUCUGCAUUGGGCGGAAGAUAGCUCACAGCUGGUGGUCGUGGCUUCGGAUACCAGAAUCUCGGAACUGGCACUGUGGGACGAUACCCGACGACCCGAUGUUUUCCCUCCACCUCAGGUGAUUAAAAGCCCCAUUUACGACUUGGCCUGGUGUGGGCGCAAUCAGGUGUUUGCCUGCGGAGAUGGCUCCGUCUACCAGUGCGAGAUGGACAAUAGCAUCCGCUUGACGAAGACUUUCCCUUCGAAUGAGCCCGAUGCGGCCUGGCAGUUUAUUCGCUGCAUGCAUACCGACUCCUCUGCUGUCGCCGUGACGGCUUGCUCCGCGACUGCCACAAUCUGGAUUCCAACGCAUGACAUUCUUAUCGAAAACGCCCACAAGGGCGAUAUCACCGCGAUCGAGGUUCGUCCCCAGGCACAAGCCCAGCGCCGAAACUCCUCAAUUGUGGUUGCAUCAUUUUCGACAGAUGACGAUGUGAAGGUGUGGCACGUCGAUUUGGAGUCGAAACAUUUCGACUGCCUCCAUCGCCUACGCCUGGGACCGUCACUUCCCGCUCUCACGGGAGGUUUCUCCCCGGACGGAUAUGCUCUCGGUGCGGCCAGCAAAGACCGGGUGUUGAUCUGGAAUGUUGAGCGAGGUGGUCAUCCCAUGGCCACUUGGGCUGCCCCUGGCUCGGAAGAUGUGAAGGAGGAGCCUGACCGCGCGACAAAUGAACAGAAUGGUCAUGCGGCAUCGAUUGGUGAUAGUGCUCUUUCAUGGGAUGCCGACGGGAAAAGACUUGCCUAUGGCUUCGGGCACCAGGUGCGUAUCCUCUUCGGUCCACGUUCAUCACAAAACCAGGGCGUUGCUAACUCCUCCCAGAUGGCAAUUGUGAAUCUGCAAAGAUGA